This is a messenger RNA of Solanum tuberosum (potato), 1503 nucleotides long. RefSeq names its product ASC1-like protein. NCBI's taxonomy places the organism in Eukaryota, Viridiplantae, Streptophyta, Magnoliopsida, Solanales, Solanaceae. Gene Ontology annotation, biological process: ceramide biosynthetic process. The coding region runs from base 156 to 1073 and encodes 305 amino acids. Gene Ontology annotation, cellular component: membrane; endoplasmic reticulum. The transcript is spliced from 7 exons. The record is from RefSeq and is a predicted model, not a curated record. Gene Ontology annotation, molecular function: sphingosine N-acyltransferase activity.
UUCACCACUUGAUCCAAUAUUUUUAUUUCGAGUUAAACGAAGCUUCCCAAAGUCGCUGUUAUAAAGAAUUGAUUUUUUCUCAAAGAGUUCAAAAGGAUUCAUAGAUUUAACGCAAUUUACUGGUAAAGAUUGAAUCUUUUUGGGAUUCUGAGAAAAUGGGUUUGCUUAAAGGGACUUUUCUUGAUUGGGAACAUGAAUCUUACCCAUCAUAUGAAGAUUUCGCUGUUCUUCCAUUGUUUGCCGUCUUCUUUCCUACUGUCAGAUUUUUGCUUGAUAGAUUUGUUUUUGAGAAAGUGGCCAGAAGGUUAAUAUUUGGAAAAGGACAAGAAGUGAUAGAAAAUGAGACUGAUGACCGGAGGAGAAGGAUACGAAAAUUCAAAGAAUCAGCAUGGAAAUGUAUAUAUUUUCUCUCUGCAGAAGUUUUUGCACUUUUGGUGACAUACAAUGAGCCUUGGUUUACAAAUACCAGAUACUUUUGGGUAGGGCCUGGUGAUCAGGUCUGGCCUGACCAGAUGUACAAGUCCAAACUGAAGGGACUUUAUAUGUAUACCGGUGGGUUCUAUACAUAUUCAAUAUUUGCGCUAAUAUUUUGGGAGACAAGGCGCUCUGACUUUGGAGUUUCAAUGAGUCAUCAUGUUGCCACUGCGAUUCUUAUCGUCUUAUCCUAUAAUAUCAGGUUUGCACGUGUCGGUUCAGUAGUUUUAGCCAUUCAUGAUGCCAGUGAUAUAUUCCUCGAAAUCGGAAAGAUGUCCAAAUACAGUGGUGCUGAAGCUCUUGCUAGCUUUUCGUUUAUUCUUUUUGUUUUAUCCUGGGUUAUACUUCGCCUCAUAUACUACCCAUUCUGGGUUCUUUGGAGUACAAGUUAUGAAGUUCUCCAAACCCUGGAUAGGGAGAAGCACAAAGUGGAUGGACCAAUCUAUUACUAUAUCUUCAAUUCUCUUCUAUUUUGCUUGCUGGUUCUUCAUAUAUAUUGGUGGGUGUUGAUGUACCGGAUGCUUGUUAAACAAAUCCAAGCGAGGGGCCAAUUGAGUGACGACGUGCGUUCUGAUUCUGAAGAUGAACAUGAAGAUUGACCGUGUCUGAAAACUUCUACUGCUGCUAUGUUCAUGUGAAGAAAGGAAACAACCAACCGCUCUUAAGAACUUGUCGGUGAACUGAAGCUAUAUGCUAUUAAGUUGAUGCUUUGGCUCAUCAAAACGUGUGAUUAGUUGAGGUAGGUUGAAGGAACUUCAUUGAUGGAGAAGGAGGCCAUUUGAUCAUUUGUAGUUAAUUUAACUCACCAUUUUCUGGUCAUUGACACUGCCAUAGGAACAUUAACAUCCUAUUUCCUCUUUCUUUUCUGUAAUUUUUUGGCACCAACAAUGUGCAUAAUGACUUUGAUUUGUAAAAUAUUAGACUUGAAACCGUUUCGCUCUCAAAGGGAGUUGAUGUAAACUUAUUCAUGAAACUUCUGCAGUAGUUUCCAGUUGCACUUGAAAAAUCACAUUUCAGUCUUGCAUGGUU